Messenger RNA from Xenopus laevis (African clawed frog), 2928 nucleotides. It is a transcript of the gene smad2.L, whose product is annotated as SMAD family member 2 L homeolog. Gene Ontology annotation, cellular component: nucleus; transcription regulator complex; protein-containing complex. Gene Ontology annotation, biological process: mesenchyme development; embryonic pattern specification; activin receptor signaling pathway. Gene Ontology annotation, molecular function: I-SMAD binding; RNA polymerase II cis-regulatory region sequence-specific DNA binding; double-stranded DNA binding. The transcript is spliced from 10 exons. Lineage: Eukaryota; Metazoa; Chordata; Amphibia; Anura; Pipidae. Bases 321 to 1634 code for a protein of 437 amino acids. The record is from RefSeq and is a predicted model, not a curated record.
GGCUGAGGUUGGCCGGGUGCGAUAGCUGCGCGGUUCUGAGUGUGAGGAGCGCAGUGUGUGGGCGAGAAGGGAAAAUAAGGACAACAAUAAUAUAUAGAGGAAGGAAAGGGGACAGGAACCCGGUGCCCGUUGGGGCCGAGGCGCUGAAGACCUGUCUGUAUGAGCGGGGGCUUCCUCUGGCGCCAUCUUGGUUCGGGGUCGUUGUUGCGUAUUUCCCCCUCCUCCCUCCAGUCCAGUUAGGCCUGACCGGGCCGGGGAGCCGCCACAUCUCCAGGUAAGAAGCGGAUCUUAAGCUACAGCAGCAGCAGCAGUGGCAAAACAUGUCGUCCAUCUUGCCUUUCACCCCGCCAGUAGUGAAGCGCCUGCUAGGAUGGAAGAAGUCUGCAAGUGGCAACACAGGAGCAGGUGGCGGUGAGCAGAACGGACAGGAAGAGAAGUGGUGCGAAAAAGCGGUAAAGAGCUUGGUGAAAAAACUGAAGAAAACGGGACAAUUAGACGAGCUUGAGAAGGCGAUCACGACGCAGAACUGCAACACGAAAUGCGUAACGAUACCAAGGUCUCUUGAUGGUCGACUCCAGGUGUCUCACCGUAAAGGAUUGCCGCAUGUUAUCUACUGCAGACUGUGGCGCUGGCCAGACCUGCACAGUCAUCAUGAACUGAAAGCAAUCGAAAAUUGUGAAUAUGCUUUUAACCUUAAAAAAGAUGAAGUUUGUGUCAAUCCUUACCAUUAUCAGAGGGUGGAGACACCAGUUUUACCACCUGUAUUAGUUCCACGGCACACGGAAAUCUUGACAGAGCUGCCACCUCUUGAUGACUACACGCAUUCCAUUCCAGAAAACACUAAUUUUCCUGCAGGGAUUGAACCUCAGAGCAAUUAUAUUCCAGAAACACCACCUCCUGGAUAUAUUAGUGAAGAUGGAGAAACUAGCGAUCAGCAACUUAACCAAAGCAUGGACACAGGGUCACCAGCUGAGCUGUCUCCGAGUACACUUUCUCCAGUCAACCACAAUCUCGAUUUGCAACCUGUCACCUAUUCGGAACCUGCUUUUUGGUGCUCUAUAGCAUACUACGAACUGAAUCAGCGAGUAGGAGAAACUUUCCAUGCAUCGCAACCAUCGCUUACCGUGGACGGCUUUACGGACCCCUCAAACUCUGAAAGGUUCUGCUUAGGUUUACUCUCAAAUGUGAACCGAAAUGCCACGGUGGAAAUGACCAGGCGUCACAUAGGAAGGGGUGUCCGGCUAUAUUACAUCGGUGGAGAGGUGUUUGCAGAGUGCCUAAGUGAUAGUGCUAUUUUUGUUCAGAGUCCAAACUGUAACCAGCGAUAUGGAUGGCAUCCAGCAACUGUAUGUAAGAUUCCUCCAGGAUGCAAUCUGAAGAUUUUCAAUAAUCAAGAGUUUGCAGCUCUCCUCGCUCAGUCUGUGAAUCAAGGCUUUGAAGCAGUUUAUCAGUUAACUCGAAUGUGCACCAUAAGGAUGAGCUUUGUAAAAGGCUGGGGUGCUGAAUACAGGCGACAGACCGUUACAAGCACUCCAUGCUGGAUUGAGCUUCACCUGAAUGGACCUUUGCAGUGGUUGGACAAAGUGUUGACACAGAUGGGAUCCCCUUCAGUCCGCUGCUCAAGCAUGUCCUAAUGGUCUCCUCUUUUUAAUGUAUUACCUGCGGGCGGCAACUGCAGUCCCAGCAACAGACUCAAUACAGCUUGUCUGUCGUAGUAUUUGUGUGUGGUGCCCAUGAACUGUUUACAAUCCAAAAGAGAGGAAAAAAAAAAGCAAAAACAGCACUUGAGAUCCCAUCAACGUAAAGCACCUUGUUGGAUGAUGUUUCUGAUACUCUUAAAGUAGAUCCGUGUAUAAAUGACUCCUUACCUGGGAAAAGGGACUUUUUUUUUUUUUUUUUUUUAAAGGACAUUUAAUAUUGAGCAAAGAGUGUCCGAAUGGUUAAACAAUAAACACGUGUAGUCCCUAUGUACAUGUCCUGUAUAUUGUUACUCUAUUGUGCAGUCCUACAUUUUAGUUGCAGCAAAUAGUGUGCCUGCUUCCUUCUUUUACUUAGUCCUUUCACAAUCCAAACAGAUUAAGUUUUGCCAUUAUUAUUAUUAUUAUUAUUAUUGCCCUCUUAUAUUUGUAUUUUUCUUUUUGACUACUUGCUAUUUUUAUAAGUUGUUCUGAUGAAUGAAGCGCCUGUUUCGCUGAGGUGCCGCUCCUCUCUCCAAAGCAACCGUGAACAUAUCGCCCGAGCCGGUGUUAAUCUGGUAAAAUGGCAGACCUGUUUUUUUUUAUGACCCAGCUCGGAAGUGUAACCGGCAAAGGAGGGGUUAUUUUUUUUUAAGUGCAUGUUAUUGUGAACCCCUGGACACUACAUUUGGAAACCCUAUACAAUAUUUAGAAUUCUGUUCUAUGGAUGUCUGAGGAUAGGGAAAAGGGUUGGUGGUUUAGAAAGGGUACUCUGGCUUUAAUAUGUACAUCUUACUAACCAUUUUGUUCUCCUGCUAACUGUCAAUCUUCUCUAAUUGUGGCAGUUUUGCCUCCCCCCCCUCCCCAAGCUAUAACUUUACACUAGUAGUGUACUUUGUGAGUACAGCUAGUGACUACUCCUUGGCUUUCUGAACAAACAAUAAACCAAUAAAAAACCAAAUGCGGUCAGUGUUAGGAUGUCUCCUCAUUCAGCGAAAUCCCGGAGAAUGUGCGUCUCUGUUAUUACGCCGCGUCGUUUAGAACAUAGAGGCCAUUCCAGAACCAUGUGUCUGAAAGGUAAGCCGUAGGCCAAUACCAGAAAUAAACCGUGACUGGCAAAGCGAUUCAACGUUCGUGAACUAGUUUUACCAGUAGAUUUGUGUAUUGGUAGAACUUGUCAACUAAAGACAUAAGCUUUGUGCGUGUUGCAUUUGCCGAAUAUGUGAAUACGCUAAUAAAAUAUUUCAUUCUC